Coregonus sp. 'balchen' is the source of this 16406-nucleotide messenger RNA. The record is from the annotation of a GenBank genome assembly. Lineage: Eukaryota; Metazoa; Chordata; Actinopteri; Salmoniformes; Salmonidae.
AUGGAGAGCGUCCUGCAUGGACGAAUACUGGGAGCCCAGAUCCUGUUGAAGAGGCCGUCGUCUGGCUGCCAACAUAGCCCCCCCCCCAGCAAGGAGGUCACUGCAGCACACACGUCUGGCUGCCAACAUAGCCCCCCCCCAGCAAGGAGGUCACUGCAGCACACACAUCUGGCUGCCAACAUAGCCCCCCCCCAGCAAGGAGGUCACUGCAGCACACACGUCUGGCUGCCAACAUAGCCCCCCCCAGCAAGGAGGUCACUGCAGCACACACAUCUGGCUGCCAACAUAGCCCCCCCCCCAGCAGGGAGGUCACUGCAGCACACACAUCUGGCUGCCAACAUAGCCCCCCCCCAGCAAGGAGGUCACUGCAGCACACACGUCUGGCUGCCAACAUAGCCCCCCCCCAGCAAGGAGGUCACUGCAGCACACACGUCUGGCUGCCAACAUAGCCCCCCCCAGCAAGGAGGUCACUGCAGCACACACGUCUGGCUGCCAACAUAGCCCCCCCAGCAAGGAGGUCACUGCAGCACACACGUCUGGCUGCCAACAUAGCCCCCCCCCCCCCCCCCCCCCCAUGGUCAUGGUCCUACUACCUAAUACAAACACUAAUGUAUCAUUAGUUGUUAGCCUCUGGUCAUUAUCACACUGGAUCUGUAGCAUUUUAGAAGUCUGUUAACUGUAGGCUACUACUGUAGCAUUCCUGCUUUAUACUGUCUAUUGUAUGUUUCAACAGUUAUUGAUGCGAGUAGUUGUCUAUACUGUCUAUGGUACAUUACAGGCGGUGAACAGUGAAAAUAAAUGAUUGUCUUUGCCGGUUCAUGGAUGGUCAUGUCAUUACACACUGUACAGUCGUGGUCAAAAGUUUUGAGAAUGACACAAGUAUUGGUCUUCACAAAGUUUGCUGCUUUAGUAUUUAUUUUUUUUGUUGAUAUUUUUGUCAGAUGUUACUAUGGUAUACUGAAGUAUAAUUGCAAGCAUUCCAUAAGUGUCAAAGGCUUUCAUUGACAAUGACAUUCAGUUUAUGCAAAGAGUCAAUAUUUGCAGUGUUGACCCUUCUUUUUCAAGACCUCAGCAAUCCGCCCUGGCAUGCUGUCAAUUAACUUCUGGGCCACAUCCUGACUGAUGGCAGCCCAUUCUUGCAUAAUCAAUGCUUGGAGUUUGUCAGAAUUUGUGGGUUUUUGUUUGUCCACCCGCCUCUUGAGGAUUGACCACAAGUUCUCAAUGGGAUUAAGGUCUGGGGAGUUUCCUGGCCAUGGACCCAAAAUGUCUAUGUUUUGUUCCCCAAGCCACUUAGUUAUCACUUUUGCCUCAUGGCAAGGUGCUCCAUCAUGCUGGAAAAGGCAUUAUUCGUCACCAAACUGUUCUUGGAUGGUUGGGAGAAGUUGCUCUCGGAGGAUGUGUUGGUACCAUUCUUUAUUCAUGGUUGUGUUCUUAGGCAAAAUUGUGAGUGAGCCCACUCCCUUGGCUGAGAAGCAACCCCACACAUGAAUGGUCUCAGGAUGCUUUACUGUUGUCACAGGACUGAUGGUAGCGCUCACCUUGUCUUCUCCGGACAAGCUUUUUUCCGGAUGUCCCAAACAAUCGGAAAGGGGAUUCAUCAGAGAAAAUGACUUUACCCAAGUCCUCAGCAGUCCAAUCCCUGUACCUUUUGCAGAAUAUCAGUCUGUCCCUGAUGUUUUUCCUGGAGAGAAGUGGCUUCUUUGCUGCCCUUCUUGACACCAGGCCAUCCUCCAAAAGUCUUCGCCUCACUGUGCGUGCAGAUGCACUCACACCUGCCUGCUGCCAUUCCUGAGCAAGCUCUGCACUGGUGGUGCCCCGAUCCCGCACCUGAAUCAACUUUAGGAGACGGUCCUGGCGCUUGCUGGACUUUCUUGGGCGCCCUGAAGCCUUCUUCACAACAAUUGAACCUCUCUCCUUGAAGUUCUUGAUGAUCUGAUAAAUGGUUGAUUUAGGUGCAAUCUUACUAGCAGCAAUAUCCUUUCCUGUGAAGCCCUUUUUGUGCAAAGCAAUGAUGACGGCACGUGUUUCCUUGCAGGUAACCAUGGUUAACAGAGGAAGAACAAUGAUUUCAAGCACCACCCUCCUUUUAAAGCUUCCAGUCUGUUAUUCUGACUCAAUCAGCAUGACAGAAUGAUCUCCAGCCUUGUCCUCGUCAACACUCUCACCUGUGUUAACGAGAGAAUCACUGACAUGAUGUCAGCUGGUCCUUUUGUGGCAGGGCUGAAAUGCAGUGGAAAUGUUUUUUAGGGGGGGGAUUAAGUUCAUUUUCAUGGCAAAGAGGGACUUUGCAAUUAAUUGCAAUUCAUCUGAUCACGCUUCAUAACAUUCUGGAGUAGAUACAAAUUGCCAUCAUAACAACUGAGGCAGCAGACUUUGUGGUCCUCUGUAGCUCAGCUGGUAGAGCACGGCGCUUGUAACGCCAAGGUAGUGGGUUCGAUCCCCGGGACCACCCAUACACAAAAAUGUAUGCACGCAUGACUGUAAGUCGCUUUGGAUAAAAGAGUCUGCUAAAUGGCAUAUUAUUAUUUUAUUAUACUUUGUGAAUUAAUAUUUGUGUCAUUCUCAACAUUUGACCACGACUGUAGGUCUAUGCUAUGUUUUAUUGGCUUUUACCAAUUUCCCUCCAGUAUUCACAUGUUAUUGAUCUGUUAUAUUGACCUUUAGUAUUCACGUUACAGCAGUCAGAUCAAUGGAUCAGUAUCUCAUACACUACACUAGCAUGUGGCAUACUGUAAUGAAUCACUUGUAGUAGAUGGCAACAAAACAGAUGGUACUGGUUCUAAUGGCAUUUUUAUUACAGUAAUCUGACAAAUUUGGUUAGGCCAUGUCUGGCUGUGAAGCUGAAUCAUCGUAGUGUAAAUUACAACAGGCCCAUUUUACAUCCUGUUUCCUUGAAUCCUGUCGGCGAGGGAUAUUUGUGAUUAACGGCACAAACAGCACAUGAAGGCAUGACUCUUCUGUUCCGUCGUCCCAGUCCAUCUCUCCCCCCCUCCAAUCGAUGGCAGUCACAUGUCUCCCGAGUGGCGCAGUGGUCUAAGGCACUGCAUCGCAGUGCUAGCUGUGCCACUAGAGAUCCUGGUUCGAAUCCAGGCUCUGCUGUAGCUGGCCGCGACCGGGAGACCCAUGGGGUGGCGCACAAUUGGCCCAGGGUAGGGGAGGGAAUGGCCGGCAGGGAUGUUGGUAGAGCAUGGCGUUUGCAACGCCAGGGUUGUGGGUUCGAUUCCCACCACUCCCCCUCAGACCUCAGCUCUCGCCACUGCUCCUGGUAGCUCGUCUACCUGCUCCUCCGAUUCAGCCUCCCGCUCCUAAAUUCUGCCCCGAAUUAAAUAUGGCUCUGAAAUAAAAAUGGUCUUCUACCUCCAAAGUCCGACAUGACUUAUCAAAUGUUAUGAUGAUUUACCGAUAACAAGCUAGCUAGCUACUUUAGCUACGAAAGUACGCAACAGGGAGUUUUGUUUACAAAACCACACCAAGUCUCACAGGAUGAGAGUGCAGGCAGAACCCAAAGGAGUCCCUAAAUGAGGAAGUUGAUAAAAUCUCCUUAAGAUUUAUUAGUAGUUAAAUUUUAAUUGUAUAAAAUAUAAAUGACUUUGUAAAACUAUUUAAUGACCAACCACCCAGCUUUGGAGUAGUUAAGUCAGGGUUUCCCAAACUCGGUCCUCGGGACCCCAAGGGAUGCACAUGUUUUGGUUUUUGCCUUAACACUGCACAGCUGAUUUUUCAUAUAAUCAACUAAUCAUCAAGCUUUGAUUAAUUUUGAGUCAGCUGUGUAGUGAUAUAGCAAAAAACCAAAAGGUGCACCCCUUGGGGUUCUGAUGGCGGCGUUAGCCUAGCAUUUGUGUGAGACUGUAGCAUUACAUGUAGUAACAUUUGGGGUCAGGGAAGGCCGGCAGGUACACCUAAUCGCUUCCCCUGAUCCUGAUUUUAGCGCUAGCUAGCUAACCAUCCCACUGUUAUCGGCUGACAAACAGUCUUUGGCCAGCUGGUCAUAUAGCUAGGGCUAGGGUGUUUCCCACUCACAGGUGGUGUAGGUACUAUUUCCAGUCUGUUUUACACCUACAGUAAACAGUGUUGAUAGUAUUGGACUCCUUCCUCAAUAGAUUAGGUGAGAUUUGACAUUUGUAACACCCUCCCUACUUUUUUUUAAAUUUCAUUUUCACCUGGCUGCAGGGAAUGUUGGCAUUUUAGACCCCUUGAAUAAAUAUAUAUUGUGUAGUAGAAGACUCCCUCAGACUAAUAUUAUUUUAUGAAAUGUUUUUAAAGGAUAGUUUGGAGACUUCCUGGAGUCUGAGGGACCACACGAUUUGUGUUUUUAGUGAUGUGCAGUUCACAAACAAUUUAGUUAAUUUUGAACAACUCUUUUUUUACUGACUCACUUUGUGCUUUAGUAUUUUUUUGUGAGUGACUCGUUCAUUUUGGUUGUUUGUUUUUGACCUGCUGGCCGCAAUGAGUCCUACAGCAGGUUUUAUACACACUCAGCGGCUCCAGACGUGCGCCGACAAACAACUGUCUGUCAUUUAUCCACGCAGGAUAAUAGAUCAGGCAGCAUAGAGGAGAAAAAUACAUCUUUAGAAAUGAUGAUUUAUCACAUGGUGCAAGAAUGAAUACAAUUUAUUGAUGAUUGAAUGUUAUCAUGGACACAGUUUUGUAGAAGCAAAACAUAACUCUGCCCAGAGGAGAGGCGCACUAAUUGUGGUUGCUCAAUGCUAACUCAUUCUCCGUUUUGGAAAUGUGUUUGAGUGUAAAUUCUCCUGUGAAGUCUUAUAUUCUCCUUGCUUCUCCCGCAUGCUGUAUUCUAAAACUACUUCAGGCUCUUUCACAUGGCUCUCUGCUUGUCUAUAAGGAAUGUCUUUCACAUGGCUCUCUGCUUGUCUAUAAGGAAUGUCUUUCACAUGGCUCUCUGCUUGUCUAUAAGGAAUGUCUUUCACAUGGCUCUCUGCUUGUCUAUAAGGAAUGUCUUUCACAUGGCUCUCUGCUUGUCUAUAAGGAAUGUCUUUCACAUGGCUCUCUGCUUGUCUAUAAGGAAUGUCUUUCACAUGGCUCUCUGCUUGUCUAUAAGGAAUGUGUUUCACAUGGCUCUCUGCUUGUCUAUAAGGAAUGUCUUUCACAUGGCUCUCUGUCUUGUCUAUAAGGAAUGUCUUUCACAUGGCUCUCUGCUUGUCUAUAAGGAAUGUCUUUCACAUGGCUCUCUGCUUGUCUAUAAGGAAUGUCUUUCACAUGGCUCUCUGUCUUGUCUAUAAGGAAUGUCUUUCACAUGGCUCUCUGCUUGUCUAUAAGGAAUGUCUUUCACAUGGCUCUCUGUCUUGUCUAUAAGGAAUGUCUUUCACAUGGCUCUCUGCUUGUCUAUAAGGAAUGUCUUUCACAUGGCUCUCUGUCUUGUCUAUAAGGAAUGUCUUUCACAUGGCUCUCUGCUUGUCUAUAAGGAAUGUCUUUCACAUGGCUCUCUGCUUGUCUAUAAGGAAUGUGUUUCCCUAUGGGCCCUGGUCAAAAGUGGUGCACUAAAUAGGGAAUUAGCGUGCCGUUUGGGGACACUGCCUCUGACUACGUCCAAACUUGUGAUUGUGGGAGAUGGCGCUGUGUCUCCCAGGCAGGAGAGGAGAGGAUUUGAUUUACACCCAAAGCCUUCCCGCUUUCUCUUCAACGUUCCUUUGCAAGGUUUAUGAUGAACACACGCUGGAGUUCUGGAAGCCUCUUCCUUCUCCUCCUCUGAUCAAAGUGGGUAACGAAGACUUGUUGUUUUUUGAUUAGGGUUAACGUUAAAUCAACUCCCCGUCGACGGUUAUGAAGUCAAUUGUCCCAUUUUUCAUAUUCAAAUUCUGGAUGUAGGUAGUGUAGCACUGGCUUUAUAUAUCUGGAUGUCAUUUUAAACAAAUGUUAUAAGAAUGGUUCUGGGGGGGGGGGGGGCUGAUGCCAUCAUUAAUACUCAUCAGACCAACUCCUUGAAGUUGUCUUUAAAAAAAAAAAAACUAUUUUGCUCAAAACAUAUUUUUUGACCCUUUAGUGCAGGGUUCUUCAACUCCGGUCCUGGAGGGCCGAAACACCUCUGUUUUUUAUCCUCUCCUUCUAAUCAGGGGCUAAUUCAGACCUGGGACACCAGGUGAGUGCAAUUAACUACCAAGUAGAAAUAAAAAAAACAGUGUUUCGGCUCUCCAGGACCGGAAUUGAAGAACCCUGGCCUAGUGUCUGCUGGUUUCUCCUUUCAAUGACGACCUAGACAACCAGGUGAGGGGAGUUCCUUUACUAAUCAGUGACCUUAAGACCUAGACAACCAGGUGAGGGGAGUUCCUUUACUAAUCAGUGACCUUAAGACCUAGACAACCAGGUGAGGGGAGUUCCUUAUUAAUCACUGACCUUAAUUCCUCAAUCAAUUACAAGGGAGGAGUGAAAACCUGCAGACGCUCGGCCCCCCGUGGAACGAGCUGGACAAGGGCUUUCGUUUGUUUUACUUUACUGUAUUUAUACUUGGGAUAUUGCUUUUCAACAGGAAAAGUUCAAAAAUCACUGGAGCAUGUCUUUAAAAAAAAAGGCUACUUCCAUUAUCUCCCUAGUCUUUGUAGAAACAGAGCGAUGUAAUGGUCGUGUAGCCAACGCAAACCAGACUUUUUUUAAAUUUUUUUAUAAGGUUUUUAAAAAUACAAUUUUACAUUACAACCAGAUGUCUCACACUAUCAUUUUCUAUGGAGGUCACGGGGCUAGGAUUCCAAACCCCAACUGCAGUAUGUUCCUGGUUAGGGUUGGGCAGUAUCCAGAUUUUCAUACCAUUCCUGCUCAAAAUACCACAGUAUACACGGUCUACCGCCCAAGCCUAUUCCUGGUACAUAGUAAUUAGUGCUGCACUUAGUGAAAACAAACCCAACAGCGUUGCGAAGGUAAGCUGAAGGACGGGGAGAGUUUAUUUCCAUUACCCUCCCAUGUGAAUUUACAGUACUCAGUUCAGGUCCAGGGAAGGGCCUGUUAGUUAGGUUGUCAUACAUAGAAGAGAAAGAAUCACCAAUCUGUUAUUUGUUGACACACAACUCAAGCAAACGACUUCCCAUGGCCAGCGGCCACUGGUACAGACAUUCUGGCCACUGGUACUGCUAUCAGACAGACAGACAGGCCGCUGGUACUGCUAUCAGACAGACAGUGGGUCAUUGACAGAUUCCACAGACACUCACCUCAACUGUGUUCAAGCCUUAUAACAGAUUGACUCAAAUGUGAAUGACGUUAUGUAACCUGAAUGACUGCCUUUGUCCUAUUCGGACUGAAUUACCUUUAAUAAUUUGUGUGGUAUGUUGAGUGCAGGUUAGUUAUUAGAGAACACUAGAAAUUCUUUAUUUUUUUUAUUUUUUAUCACUGACUUGUGAACAAUUGACCAGUAUUUGGGUUCAGACAAGGUACUGUAAAUCUAGACAGGGAUAGUCUGCAUUUUUCAUGUCAUAAAAUAUUUAUUCUCACAAAGUGGUGACGUGCUCUCCCCCCCUCUCUGUCUCCUGUAGUCCAGAGCUGACGGACAGACUCUUCUCUCCGACGUGUUCCGGAGGAGCAACCUAAUGGAGAGCGAUUACUUUGGCCUGGAGUUCCAGAACAUGCAGAUGAACUGGGUAGGUACUCCACUAACUAUGACUUGAUGAACGAGUUCACUGGGAAAAUAGCUGUUUUGAUUAUUCUGUAAAGAAGGGAAGAUCCUAGAGGAUCCUUUUGGAGUUUUAAAAGGUGGUAUGUUCUCAGCUGCUCUCAAGACUUUAGACACAUCGCAUCUCCUCGCUCUGCAGUGUAUUGGUUUAAACUUGUCGUAAAAGCACCCAAAUAAAAACGUUAAGAACCGGAUGUUGUUGAAACAUAAAUAAAAAUGGUCUGGAUGUGGUAUAAAAAAAUCCUGUCUAAAAAGGAAUCAGCGACACAUGGGAGACCGUUAGGAGGGCUAGUUCAAAGAGGACGGACCCGGGGACGUUUUCAGAUGCCUGCGAGGUUCACUGGAUCCAUCCUGUGGUCUGUCCAGGAGAGGUCGGAGGUUCAGUCGGAUCACAGUUAAGGCAAUCUAAAAGCCAACUUCCUUAAUAAAAAAAAACCUUAUCACCCAGUACACAUCUGUUCUGACCUGCUGUCAGAUUUGCGAAAGGAGUAUUGUCAUGGAGACCAUAGCAAUUGAAGUGCACUCAAUCUGAAUCGAUAACGCCAUAGUCAUGUAGAGAUGGAGACGCCAUAGUCGUGUAGAGAUGGAGACGCCAUAGUCGUGUAGAGAUGGAGACGCCAUAGUCGUGUAGAGAUGGAGACGCCAUAGUCGUGUAGAGAUGGAGACGCCAUAGUCGUGUAGAGAUGGAGACGCCAUAGUCGUGUAGAGAUGGAGACGCCAUAGUCGUGUAGAGAUGGAGACGCCAUAGUCGUGUAGAGAUGGAGACGCCAUAGUCGUGUAGAGAUGGAGACGCCAUAGUCGUGUAGACCAGGGAUGGGCAACUUUGAUGGGGGGGGUGGGGGCCACACACAAAAAAUAGAAGUCAUCAUGAGGGUACGUAGUGGCUUGUGGGUCUACGUACCCACAUCAAUGCCCCCCUCGUGACAGUGAAGAGAAACAAUUUUAAGUUUUAAAGAGAAUUUCCUGCAAUUCUACACAUUUUGCCAUGGGGCGGAGAGACGGUUUUUGCAAUUCUAGAACUCAUUUCCUGCAGUUUUACACAUUUUGCUAUAGGGUGGAGGCAAAUGUUUGCAAUGGGCCCCACCCUGGUCGGUAGUUUGACCACGCUUACUACAGGUUUAGAUAGCUUGCCGCUAGACUAAUUUACCAAUCUAAACAAAUUAGCUGACAUGGGCUAAUUAAGUGACUGACUGACAUAAGAGAAUAACUGGUGAUGGACAACCACAUUUUUUUUAAAUUGCACCUUGUGUAUUCUACUAUUCUAACUCUCAACAGUAAGUUGAGACGCCGACUGAGUUCAUAUACACUACCAGUCAAAAGUUUGGACACCUACUCAUUCAAGGGUUUUUAUAGUAAAAAUUUUUUUUACAAUUUUUUACAUUGUAGAAUAAUAGUGAAGACAUCAAAACUAUGAAAUAACACAUAUGGAAUCAUGUAGUAACCAAAAAAGUGUUAAACAAAUAGAAUGAUAGAAUGCCAAGAGUGUGCAAAGCUGUCAUCAAGGCAAAUGGUGGCUAUUUGAAGAAUCUCAAGUAUAAAAUAUAUUUUGAUUUGUUUAACACUUUUUAGUUACUACAUGAUUCCAUGUUUGUUAUUUCAUAGUUUUGAUGUCUUCACUAUUAUUCUACAAUGCAGAAAAUAGUAAAAAUAAAGAAAAACCCUUGAAUGAGUAGGUGUGUCCAAACUUUUGACUGGUACUGUGUACACACACACAAAGGGGAGGCCACCAGUUGCCCAUCCCUGGUUUAGACCUUCAACAAUUUGAAAGUGAUCUUUCAACUGGAAUGCUUUCCCAUAUGUUGCUGAUGUCCUUUCCUCACUAAGGUCAAAGGUCAUCCAGGUGGCUGUUGUCUUUUUUUGUUGUUGUCAUUUUAGCAGACGCUCUUAUCCAGAGUGACUUACAGUUAGUGAGUGCAUACAUUUUCACACUGAACGACACUGGACUCAUGCUGUCCUGCAUCCUUUAUAUAGAGAGGAGGUGGGAAUAGAAGGUACAUUCCUCUCUCGAUCAGGCCCAGGUGUGAUUUUAAGGUGGAGGGUGGGAGCAGGGUCAAUGUGGCCAUGGAGCCAACCCUCAAAUGCCCCCAACCCAGCCCCCCCCCCCCCCCCAACCCCUUAACUGUCACUCACAGCGUCCACCACUGUCACCAAGGCAGCCAUCUACAUAGCUGUGGUCCCAUCACGCCUGAAUUAUGACUGUUGGACAGUACCAUCUCUUGGACCACUAGCCACAAACAGAGCAGAGAGGAAGGGAGUAUGUGUGUCUAAAGAUCUCAAGCGUUCCUUUUUCAAUAAUGAUUUCAAGGCUCCUCAUAAUUUAACUUUUUUUGUUUUUUCAGGUUUGGUUGGAACCCACGAAGCUCGUAGUGAACCAAGUGAAGAGUAAGUCCACACAGACAUGGAGCAUUUCUACCACAACAGAAUUGGAGGAUUGUUUGAAGUUUACGUCUUGUUUGUUUGUUUGUUUGUUUGUUUGUUUGUUUGUUUCAGGACCCAUGAACACCCUCUUCAGGCUUUCAGUGAAGUUCUUUCCCCCAGACCCUGGUCAGCUACAGGAAGAGUACACUAGGUCGGUCUGGCUGUCCCUCACUCUCUGCUGUCCCUCACUCUCUGAUGUCCCUCACUCUCUGCUGUCCCUCACUCUCUGCUGUCCCUCACUCUCUGCUGUCCCUCACUCUCUGCUGUCCCUCACUCUCUGCUGUCCCUCACUCUCUGCUGUCCCUCACUCUCUGCUGUCCCUCACUCUCUGCUGUCCCUCACUCUCUGCUGUCCCUCACUCUCUGCUGUCCCUCACUCUCUGCUGCGUCUCAAAUGGCACUUUUAUUUUAGUGUACUACUUUUUGGUCAAAAGUAGUGCACUAUAUAGGGAAUAUGGUGCCAUUUGGGGACACACCCUCAGUCUUUCCUCUCUGUGCCGUAGUCGCAGUAGACGUUAACAGGACAGCUGUCAUUUAAGAUUGAAUUGUUCUCAGUCAUUAUUUUUGAUAAGCUGAUGACACUGCCUCUGACAAGCUGGCAUUGUUAUUAUGUAAGAGACAGAUGACCAGAUGUACACUAAACUAAAGUCUGACUGUUUCUACAUGUGCAUUUGGAAAGUAUUCAGACCCCUUCACUUUUUCCACAUUUUUGUAACGUUACAGCCUUAUUCUAAAAUUGAUUAAAUUGUUUUUUUCCCCUCAUCAAUCUACACACAAUAACCCAUAAUGACAAAGCAAAAACCAGGUUUUUAGAACAUUUUGCAAAACAACUGAAAUGACAUUUACAUAAGUAUUCAGACCCUUCAGUACUUUGUUGAAGCACCUUUGGCAGUGAUUACAGCCUCGAGUCUUCUUGGGUAUGACGCUACAAGCUUGGCACACCUGUAUUUGGGGAGUUUCUCCCAUUCUUCUCUGCAGAUCCUCUCAAGCUCUGUCAGGUUGGAUGGGGAGCGUUGCUGCACAGCUAUUUUCAGGUCUCUCCAGAGAUGUUGUAUCGGGUUCAAGUCUGGGUUCUGGCUGGGCCACUCAAGGACAUUCAGAGACUUGUCCCAAAGCCACUUCUGCAUUGUCUUGGCUGUGUGCUUAGGGUCGUUGUCCUGUUGGAAGGUGAACCUUCGCCCCAGUCUGAGGUCCUGAGAGCUCUGGAGCAGGUUUUCAUCAAGGAUCUCUCUGUACUUUGCUCCAUUCAUAUUUGCCUCAAUCCUGACUAGUCUCCCAGUCCCUGCCGCUGAAAAACAUCCCCACAGCAUGAUGCUGCCACCACCAUGCUUCACCAUAGAGAUGGUGCCAGGUUUCCUCCAGACGUGACACUUGGCAUUCAGGCCAAAUAAUUCAAUCUUGAUUUCAUCAGACCAGAGGAUCUUGUUUCUCAUGGUCUGAGAGUCCUUUAGGUGCCUUUUGGCAAACUCAGAGCUAGCUGUCAUAUGCCUUUUACUGAGGAGUGGCUUCCAUCUGGCCACUCUACCAUGCUGCAGAUAUGGUUGUCCUUCUGGAAAGUUCUCCCAUCUCCACAGAGGAACUCUGGAGCUCUGUCAGAGUGAUCAUCGGGUCCUUGGUCACCUCCCUGACUAAGGCCCUUCUCCACCUGAUUGCUCAGUUUAACCCGGGCGGCCAGCUCUAGGAAGAGUCUUGGUGGUUCCAAACUACUUCCAUUUAAGAAUGAUGGAGGCCACUGUGUUCUUGGGGACCUUCAAUGCUGCAGAAAUGUUUUGGUACCCUUCCCCAGAUCUGUGCCUCGACACAAUCCUGUCUCGUUGUACGGACAAUUCCUUCGACCUCAUGGCUUGGUUUUUGCUCUGACAUGCACUGUCAACUGUGGGACCUUUAUAUAGACAGGUGUGUGCCUUUCCAAAUCAUGUCCAAUCAAUCUACCACAGGUGGACUCCAAUCAAGUUGUAGGAACAUCUCAAGGAUGAUCAAUGGAAACAGGAUGCACCUGAGCUCAAUUGAGUCUCAUAGCAAAGGGUCAGAUUUUUAUUUGUAAUACUUUUGCAAACAUUUCUAAAAAACUUGUUUUAGCUUUGUCAUUAUGGGUUAUUGUGUGUAGAUUGAGGGCAAAAGUUUAUUUAAUCAAUUUUAGAAUAAGGCUGUAACAUAACAAAAUGUGGAAAAAGUGAAGGGGUCUGAAUACUUUUCGAAUGCACUGUAACUGUUUCACCAAAGUCCUGUGUUUCAUUUCCAAGUACCUGUUGGCCCUAGAUAUGGAAACGCAAUUUCUCCUGUACACCAAAGUGUAGACAUCGGUGUAACACCGGUAUCCAUAUUGAGAAGCACCAUAAACUGAAGCCCUGUAUGUUUUCCCAGGUACCUGUUCUCCCUCCAGAUGAAGAGAGAUCUGAUAGAUGGCAGGUUGAGCUGUACAGAGAACACUGCUGCCCUGUUGGCCUCACACCUCCUUCAAUGUAAAUGUGACUAGCUUUUCGCUGGUGUAAUAGAUAAAUGUGUAUGUACUGAUUUUAUGAAUGUGUUUAUGAAGUCUGCGCUUAUAAAGGCUACCCUUCCAAUAAAGCGUUACCAAAUGAACAGCCGUAAUAGCUGCAUUAUAUACACGUUAUAUUGACAAUGGAUAAAUGUGAUUUGGUUACUUUUUUUUUUAGUGGAUUAUUAUCAUGGUGCUACGUUGCUGCAUUAUAACGCCGCCCCCACCCCCCUCUCCUCCAAUCACAGCGGAGAUAGGGGACUAUGACGACGUGGCAGACAGGGACUUCCUGAAGCUGAACAAGCUGCUGCCCAAUCAGGAGAGGAUACAGGAGAGGAUCAUUGAACUGCACCGUAGACACCUGUGAGUCGCUACCUCCCUUCUGUUCUCUCCUCACCUCAUACCCCAGUUAAUCCGAGGUCACCUCUGUCCUAAGCCUAGUCCAGGACCUGUUUGUACUGUAUAACCAACUAUUAUGGCUAUCUGCAUGACGAUGAGUUGGCAAGAUGACGCAAACAGAUCUGGGACCAGGCUUUCUCUGUACUGCAUACUCAGUCCAUGUUCAUUUCGCUCCAUGCUAUAAGGUAGUCCCAUUUUCCAUGUUGUACUGAUGACUACACGGAUAUGUUUCUUGUCGCUUUCCAAUGUUUUGAGAGGAUAUGAAGGUCCGGUUUCAUUAACUUCAACACUUCACAACACAAAUUACCUCCUUGAAGCAUGAGUAUGAAAACCAUCUUCGUCUCUACGUCGUUAGUUACAGUUUUCUUCUAAGACCUUUUUUCUAACAGGUACAUGCCAGUCCUCCUCAGUAACCAGUGUUUAUCUGUCAGUGUCUCAAAUGGCACCCUUUUCCCUACAUUCCCCUGGUCAAAAGUAGUGCACUAUAUAGGGUGCCAUUUGGGACAAAGCCUCUGUCUGUAGUGUGCUGCGUGUUUCAGGGUGGAAGCCAGUGUUCUGUGUUUUAACGCCACUGUUUUCUGGAAUUUUCCGCUGGAUGAACCAUGAAUGUGGCAUGAUGGUAUCUGUGCCUUCAGUUUAACGCGGUUUCUGUCCCGAAAGGCACCCCUAUUCCCAACACGGUGCACUACUUUUGACCAGAGCCCUGUAGGGAAUAGGGUGGCAUUUGGUACCCAGCGUCUAACACUGCGACGGUCUGCAGCUUGAACUUUGAUGAACCAUUCCAAUGCUAUGCUGCUUGGAAUGACGUCACACAAUGAAGCUGAACCUAAGAUGCAUUUGUUUUAGCAGAUUUGUCUGAUUCGCCUCAGUACUGAACAUAUUGUUGUUUUUAAGCUAAUGUUCCGCGGUAGUCUUUGACAUAGACUUUAACGUUUUUAUUUUAUUUUUUUACAAUUGUUUCAGGCAGCGCUAAAUUGUUUUGAAUAGCUUGAUAAUAAGAUUACAACAGGGUUUAUUGGAUACGCAUAAACCUGCGUUUUAACUUUUUACCUAAAAAGGAACAUUAUCUCAAAGAGAUUUCUACUGGACAAAAGCUGACACAGACACUUAAAAUUCGCACAUCAGCCAUGUAGUCAAUAGACAACUAAAUGUGACCGUCUCUGGGAGGAGUUGAGUCUGGCAGCUGUUCAGAAUUCAAAUUUUCUAUUCGUGGUAAUCUGUUUUUUUUUUUUUUUUUUUUUAAGCUCACUGGCCUUUUCCCACAUUUCAGCCUGUUCAAACGCCCUCCAUGGGCUGCUAGUGGCUUUCCACUCCUUUUCUAUAGACUUGGGUUGCGUCCCAAAUGGGCCCUGGUCAAAGGGUAGUGCACUAUAAAGGGAAUAUAAACGCACCCUGCCUCUCCUUUCCUCAGAGUGCCGAUAGCCAGGUUUCUAUCGACCUGGUUCAUUGCAACGUGUAAUGAAAACGGCAGAUAUAGGAGACAUUUUCUACAAGUUCAACCAAAAUGUUAUCCGUGUGACAGAGGGGGUCUAACUUGCUGUAUUGUGACAAAUGAUGGUGGAAACUGUGUUUUUCGAAUAUUAUUAUGAUUGCUGAAUAAUUUGGAAGUUAUGUGGGGCACAUGAUGUCAUCACGUAGCUAUAUAAAGCUACCACUCCACAUUUUAAUUAUAAAUGCGUACUGCUUGCUAAAUCAAUUAUUUUCGAUAAUAGAAAUGUAUUGCUUCGACUUGCUUUUCUGGUUGGCUGGACGCGAGUCUCACCAUCCAAAUCUUCACCAUGGCACAGGCUUUGGCGAUACGUUGGCACGUGAGAAUUAUUAGAACGUGGCAAAUCAAUUCUUGCUUUCUAUCCAUGCUGGCUUCCGCGGGCUGCUUGAGAUGUCAAACCGAUAGGUGGGAGGGUAUACAGGCUGUCGCCAAUUUUAUGAAUUUCUAAAUGGAUAAUGGGAAACCUCCCCCUCUGGUUGUUACUGUUGGGGAGGAAGCUCUGGUUGUUACUGUUGGGGAGGAAGCUCUGGUUGUUACUGUUGGGGAGGAAGCUCUGGUUGUUACUGUUGGGGAGGAAGCUCUGGUUGUUACUGUUGGGGAGGAAGCUCUGGUUGUUACUGUUGGGGAGGAAGCUCUGGCUGUUACUGUUGGGGAGGAAGCUCUGGUUGUUACUGUUGGGGAGGAAGCUCUGGUUGUUACUGUUGGGGAGGAAGCUCUGGUUGUUACGGUUGGGGAGGAAGCUCUGGCUGUUACUGUUGGGGAGGAAGCUCUGGCUGUUACUGUUGGGGAGGAAGCUCUGGCUGUUACUGUUGGGGAGGAAGCUCUGGCUGUUACUGUUGGGGAGGAAGCUCUGGUUGUUACUGUUGGGGAGGAAGCUCUGGUUGUUACUGUUGGGGAGGAAGCUCUGGCUGUUACUGUUGGGGAGGAAGCUGUUACUGUUGGGGAGGAAGCUCUGGCUGUUACUGUUGGGGAGGAAGCUCUGGCUGUUACUGUUGGGGAGGAAGCUCUGGCUGUUACUGUUGGGGAGGAAGCUCUGGCUGUUACUGUUGGGGAGGAAGCUCUGGCUGUUACUGUUGGGGAGGAAGCUCUGGCUGUUACUGUUGGGGAGGAAGCUCUGGCUGUUACUGUUGGGGAGGAAGCUCUGGUUGUUACUGUUGGGGAGGAAGCUCUGGUUGUUACUGUUGGGGAGGAAGCUUCCUCCCUAGCACCCUGAUCUAAUCCUCCUAGCCUCCUCCCUAGCACCCUGAUAUAAUCCUCCUCAGCUCAGGCCAGGCUAUUUGAUUAGCCAGACGGCGGGGAGGAGGGUAAGGGAAGAGUAGAUGAGGGGAGGGCAGGAGAGGAGAGGAGGGCAGGGAACAAGGGAGGGGGGAGGGAGUGGCAUAAGGAGAUUUCACAGCUUAAAGGAUGAACAAAAUUAGAAUGCUGGGUGAUGAUCUGGCAUACUGCCACCCUACUAACCAAAGACGAGCAUCACGAUUUAGACUGGACACGCACGCGUUCGCUCCACUAGAAAACAUUCAGAUUGGCGGUUGUGAGUCAAACAUUUUGACAUGUUUUGAUUGAAGUCCUUUAAGAGGUUAGGGCUGGGAGAGGAGCUUUCGGGGGAUUUACAGUCGUUGUGUUUUAUUCCUAGAGUGACUCUCCUCUUCUCAGGAGAAUCACCACAUCCCAUGUUGACAUGUCAGCCAUGUGUAAGUUCAGCCAGCCAGCCAGCCAUUCUCUCUGAUCUUUCUAUAGGUUUUAAUACCCAGUAGACUGUUAAAUAUUCAGUUUACUCACACCUUCACUCAUGGCUCUCUACUCAUUUCAGACAAAUUCAUGAAUAAGGCCAGUAAAGUGAACCAGAGUUCUGAGCCAAGGUUCCAAACCAUCAUUGCAAAGACUAACUUCCCUGAAGUGAACGGAAUUAAACUCCCCCCGUCUCUCUCCCCCCCUAGCGGGCAGACUCCAGCCGACUCAGACUUCCAGGUUCUGGAGAUCGCCCGUAAACUGGAGAUGUACGGCGUC